GAGUGGCGAGUGUGGUGAGGACAGGUGGUGGUGGUGGUGAGGACAGGACGGGAGUGGCAAUGAAAGGUGUGUGGGUGACUGGCUGUAUGAACAGUCACGGACAUUGCCUAAUGCCACGAGAUGCUGCAGGACUUGGCGGUGGGAUGAAUUCCCCAUAUAGUGGAGAGUCUGCCUCUCCCUACUCCUCAGACCAGUCCAUUGGGGUUCCUUCUCCUCCUACAGUGGUUGCUGCCUUCAACCGUCCAUAUGAUGCCAUCCACCAUGAUGGGCCAUACAUCAACAUCCUGGAGCAACCACAGUCCAAGUUUCGAUUCCGUUACAAAAGUGAGAUGGUGGGUACACAUGGACAGCUGAAGGCAGACCGAGCUGAGAAGAACAGAGCUGCCUUCCCUACAGUUAAGCUUUCCAAGUGGAACAGUGGUCCAGCUGUCAUACGCCUCACUCUGUACACUGCUGAGGACAAUAUUAACCAGCGGAAGCGACACGUUCAUGAACUGUCUGGGAAAAACUGCAACAAGGAGACAGGGAUUUGUGAAGUGGUGGUGGAUGAAAAAAGUGACUAUACAGCUGUAUUCCAGAAUCUUGGAAUCAUCCACAUUGCAAAGCGUGACACAAGGGAGAUAAUCAAACAACGAAAGCUUGAAGAGUUAAUGACUCUUGCCAGAGUGCGUAAGCCACAUCACAGCAAUGAGGAGAUCCGUCGUAGCAUCACCCCAACAGAUCUUAAAAAGAUUGAUGAGGAAGCAGAAGAGGAAGCAAAGAGUAUGGACCUGAACAAGGUGGUGCUGCGGUUCCAGGCUUUCCAGUAUGACAAGAACAUUGAGAGUUAUAGACCCAUUACUCUGCCUGUUGACUCUGAUGUUGUCUUUAACCUAAAGAAUGCCACUACUGGCGAGCUAAAGAUAGUGCGGAUGUCUGCAUGCUCUGCCCCCUGCACUGGUGGGACAGAGAUCUGGCUCCUGGUGGAGAAAGUGCGAAGAAACAAUGUCCAUAUCAAGUUCUUUGAGCUGGAUGAGAAUGACAGAGAGGUGUGGAAAGCUUAUGGAGAGUUUGCUGAUGCAGAUGUUCACCACCAGUAUGCUAUUGUCUUCAGAACACCACGCUACAGGGUUACCAAUCUGAGCACGUCCGUACGAGUGAAGGUACAACUUGAGCGCCCCACUGACAAAGACACAAGUGAGGCACUGGAUUUCACCUAUCUCCCUGACAGUCUGAAGAGGCCCCGAAUCAACCUUGAGAACACCUUGGAAGAAGGGAAGCCGCACUUCAGUGACCUGCCUCCUGCCAAGAGAUUUAACAUCAGCUCCUAUACAAAUGAGGCCAUUGAUCUCAGUAACAACACGAGGAAUGUAGGCCAAGAGGACUCGAUGCCACCACCUGACAUAAUUGAGAUGAUCAUUAGAAGUCCUGAGCUAACUGACACCAGUGUGAUGGGCCAUUAUGCACUGGAGGUGUCAAACCAGUCACCACAACAUGUCGUCCCCUCACCAGCAAUCCAUGGGGACAGCAGCAAUCAAGGCUUGUACUCCCCACUACACCCUGGGUCCACAGAAGUGACCUCCACCUACAGUAAUGUGCUGCAGGUACCAUCUCCAGUGCAGAUGUCCCCCAGCUCCCCACAGUACAGCAUGAUGUCUCCUGGAGGGGAAUCAGUUGGCUCACCUUCUUACCCUGGCUCUGGAGGAGUUGUAGUGACAACCACCCACUACUCUCAGCCAUCACAGUCACCUCAGUAUAUUCAAGCACCCUCACCAGGGAUGAUGGUGCCUUCACCUGGCUACCAGGAUCCUUCCCCUCAGCUCAUCACACAACAGCAGUUUUUACAGCAACAACAGCAGCAGCAGCAGCAACAACAACAACAGCAGCAGUUGAGACAAAUACAGCUUCAGCAGCAACAACAGCAACAGCAACAGCAACAGCAGCAGCAGCAGCAGAUGCUUAAAACUGAGCCUUUAGGAUCACAUGUGGUGCAGGGUGCUAGCAGUGCUUGGGAUGGCCUGCAGCAGGGAGGAGUCAUGAUGCAGCCCCUUACACAGCCACAGCCACAGCCAGUCCUUCAGGUUCCAGAGUACGAUUUGCCCAACUGCUUCAGUGUUGGUAACAUGGAACAGGAAUCCUCACUGAUGGAUAUCCUGGAAAUUGCUGGUGAACAGCUUGGCUUUGAAUCAGGAUUUACUAACCCAGACAUCAAGACAGAUUACGGUGGCAAGAAGAGUUCAGACUCUAAGAAGAAACUGAAGGAGCAACCCAUUGGCUCAAGUCCAUCUGUGGAUGCACUCAGCAAGAUGAUGGCAGAUGUCAGAGUGGACAGCUCAUCAGGAAACAGCAACAGGAGGAAUUUCCCCCCACAGCGGCCUGAAGGACAGUCUCAGCAACGACUGUCCCGAGAUGCAGAUGUGGCCUUCAGGGUGGCAGUGAGUGCUGCCGAGUGUCUCCAAGCAUAUGCAGCGACUGGGGACAUAUCGCUGCUCCUGGCAACGCACCGCUACCUCUUGGCUGUUCAGAAUAACCAGGGAGAUACAGCCCUCCAUACUGCUGUCAGCAAUAAGAACAUGGAAGCCUUCAACAAAAUUCUUAAAGCAAGUGAGAAAAUUAAUCCAAGAGACCUCCUUAAUGCCCAGAACUUUGCUCAUGAAACGGCCCUCCACCAAGCCAUCCGUGGCAAUGAGCUGACAAUGGUACGUCGCUUGGUGGCCACACCAGGCUGCAAUGUGAGUUUAGUGGACAGCCAGGGCAACACCCCCAUCCACAGUGCUGCUGGCCUGCAGGACCCUCAGUGCUUGGAUGCCCUCCUCACACAGCCUAUCAAUGGGGCUCGCUCUGCUCUCACCCAGGCCAUCAACAUCUACAAUUACCAAGGAGAGACACCUCUGCAUGUGGCUGUGGUGUCUGGCAGCCUGGAGUGUGUGCGGCGGCUGGUGGAGGCCGGGGCACAGGUACACCAUUGUGACCGUAAGAGAGGAGCAAACCCUCUCCACCUGGCUGCCAUGUUUGGGCGGAGGGACAUUGCCGCAUUCCUCAUUGAUCAUACGAGUGUGACUGUGGAGGCAGCCAUGUUUGAUGGCAACACAGCCCUCCAUCUGGCAGCCCAAAGCAGAGAUGCUGAGUUGUGCCGUCUCCUCAUGAGAGCCAAGGCCGAUCCUCAAGUCCGAAAUGCCCUAAGUAGAAGGAAAAAGUCCUCAGAAUCAGAAGAGGAAGAAGAUGAAGUUGAUGAGGAAGAGGAGGAUGAUUCUGAAGAGGAACAUCAAGGAUACACCCCGUUGGACUAUGCUGGAGAUGAUGAGGAGAUCCUGGCAAUCCUGCGUGGAGAGGAGCCUGUGGAGGUGCAGGCUGCAGGGGAGGUGUUGGUGGGGGAAGGCAAGAAAGAAGCUCCUCAGUACUCAGCGCUCGACUCUGGAAUUGACAUCUCUGUCACAGACAUACAGAGUUCAGAGCUGGCCUCUGAUGGAAGCCAAGAAAGUGCUGGGGAGCUGAGUGAGCGUACUCGAGGACACCUGGCAAGCCUCCUCAGCGGGGACACCUGGCAGCACCUUGCCCAGUUGCUUGACCUGGAGUUCCUGGUGCCAUGCCUGGGCAAGGAAGCCACACCAGCCCACAUGCUGCUUCAGCCGGAGAACAUGAAGGUUAGCUCGGCACUCUGGUUGUAAGCACCACCCACCAUAAUGUGAGGGGGUGUGUCCAUGGAGAAGCUGCGGGAGUGCCUGGAGGUGCUGGGCUUGAAGGACUGUGUCGCUGUGUUGGACCAGGCAUAGAUGAUACUAAGCUGUCCAUGUGUUGGUGGUAAACAAAAGUUGUGAGGCUGCAGCAAAUUCUGGGCUGAGGUGGGCAGCAGUCUGGACAAAUGAUGGAUGAUGUCAUGAAGGGGGUUGUAGAUUUGGUGGACAAAUGAUGGAUGAUGUCAUGAAGGGGGUUGUAGAUUUGGUAUAUUUGUAUUUUGAGAUUGUCAAGCAGCAAGGAGAGGAGAGGCAUGAGUAGCUCGGAGUUGUGCACCAUUCCCAAAGUGCAUCCUGAAAUGGAAAAUGCUUUCAUUAUGUUCAUAUUUAGAAUGUGGACGAGUAUAAUAAUUACCCAGAAUACUUUAAUUAGCAGGUAAGUUAUAAUAAUAGGAAUGAUAGGAAAAUUAAAAAUAUAGAUUUUUUAAAAUUUCUUGGCAUUGAUAUUAGUUCAACAAUAUGGUGUGAAGGAUGCAGAGGUCUUGUAUUACUAUCUUUGUUACCUGUUGAAUACUUUGAUGCAUGAUUAACAACACUGACUAAGUCAAAUAGUUGGAGAGGAUGAGUAGUGUCUUGAAAACUGUAACUCCACCCCCCCUCCUCCCCAGCUGGGGAAUCUUGGAGGGCGAGGGCAGUGCUGCUGCCUGCCAUGAGGGUGCACUGAGCUUGUAAGUUUUCUUGUACACAGACAUGCAUCACAAGAUCAAGGUUAUUACUAUUAUUUUAUGUAGAGUGAUUUUGUUUUCCCAGAAUAUGCUUAUAUUUUUCUAAUGUAAAAAUUGUUGAUAAUUCUUAAGAAUUAAGUGCAAGGACCACAGUGAACACUACAUUCCCUGACCGAACUGAGGUACAAACUUCCUGACGGGAUGUGGUUGGCACUGCAUCUUUUUAGAUUAAGUUAUACUGUGUCUUCCAGCACAAAGCUUGAGUCAUUACUGUCACACAUUUCUGGCAAUAUCACUGUGCUUGAGAGUAGCUGUAGAGGUGGUCAUGGCUGUCUGUUGUGGACAGGAAGCUGCCUUGCCACUUGAGAGAAAGAUCAGCUAAACUAAAUCUUUCUCUGAUGAUUAUUAUUAUUUGAUAAUAAAAAUAAAAAUUAUAUAUUGACCCUGUUCAAGUUUUAAGUUUUAUACAUGUACUAUUGGAUGGAACCUUCACAAGCCUGACCUGGCUCAGCAGUGUUGGUUGUGGUUCCCAUGGUGAAAACGGCGCCCCAUCACCUGCUGGUGUACACACCUGUGAUGAUGGUGAAAUAAAGCCAUUUUACUUUUGAA
Scylla paramamosain (green mud crab) is the source of this 4987-nucleotide messenger RNA. RefSeq names its product nuclear factor NF-kappa-B p100 subunit-like. Gene Ontology annotation, molecular function: DNA-binding transcription factor activity, RNA polymerase II-specific; RNA polymerase II cis-regulatory region sequence-specific DNA binding; protein binding. Gene Ontology annotation, cellular component: cytoplasm. Lineage: Eukaryota; Metazoa; Arthropoda; Malacostraca; Decapoda; Portunidae. Bases 60 to 3647 code for a protein of 1195 amino acids. Gene Ontology annotation, biological process: regulation of DNA-templated transcription. The transcript is spliced from 24 exons. The record is from RefSeq and is a predicted model, not a curated record.